Salpingoeca rosetta is the source of this 3481-nucleotide messenger RNA. RefSeq lists its product as uncharacterized. Bases 65 to 3403 code for a protein of 1112 amino acids. The transcript is spliced from 10 exons. The record is from RefSeq and is a predicted model, not a curated record. Lineage: Eukaryota; Choanoflagellata; Craspedida; Salpingoecidae. Gene Ontology annotation, molecular function: protein binding.
UGGCUGACUAGAUGGUGCAAUUAUUUCCCAAGAGAGAGGACGACUGCCCAAACGCAAACAAAGGAUGGAUGGCCCACCGCUGUGUUCAGGAUGGCUCACCAAGCUGGGCUACAAGUCGGGCAAGUGGCAAUCGAGAUACUUUGUCCUGUCGAAGCGCCACAUGACCUACUAUGCUGGCAUUGGAGGCAAGCUCAAGGGAAGCAUCUCGGUGGACAGCAUGAAAGGCGUGCAGGUCGUGGGCGAGAACGAGCCCAUCGACGCCACCGCCUGCACCUCCAUCCCGCGCCGCCCCGUCUGCGACUUUGCCUUCAAGGUGGAGACGGUCACUGCGGACGGCCCACGCGCCUUCUACUUCAUCUGCACCAGCGAAGCCGAGCGCGAAACGUGGCUUGCGCGGCUGCACGCCGCACGCACAGGUGACCAAGACACGUCAUCGCCACAGCAGCAGCAGCAGGAUCAGCAGCGCCGGCAACAGCAGAAGAUGGUGUUUGUGCCCAAGUCCGAGGCAACCCAGCGCCUCAACAUUCUCCGACAACCUUGGUUCCGGCGCACCGCCUCCAGUGCAGACAUCAAGCAUUAUCUGCACGGAGCGCAGGCAGGCGCCUUUGCCAUCACAGACUCUCCAGGUCGACCUGGCGAUUUUGAUCUCUGGAUCCAAACAGGCGACCGCGUCAUCAAACUCCUCAUCCUGCACCAGUCUUACAAGGGGCUCACGUGCAGCGGACUGCAAGGCGCGCGUGUUCUCUUUGAGCACAUCCUCGACUUUGUGUUCCACUACUGCCGCAAGCCAAUCCGCAUCAGGCAGCUCCACAACCAGCGGGUGUAUCUCAGUCUCUCCGCGUGCUCCAAUGCCGAGAACAAUUGGAGGGCUCGCCACGGGACGGUUUCACGCCCCGUUGUCCGCCCAACACAGCAGAGAAAGCAGCAGAGCCAGCGCCAGCGCCGCCUGCAACAACAGCAGCGGCGUGAGGGCAUGAAGGGCUCACAUCAUCAGUCUUCACCGUCCUCGUCCUCGGCAGCGGCGUCACAGCACCACCGAGCGACGGUCGGCACCAGCGACAGUGUGCAGUCGCCCGCGUCUGCGUUGGAGGCGGCGCAGGACACGAUUGCGGCGGCAACAGCGGACCUCUCUGAACUCUCGCAGCGGUACGCGUCCAAGAAGCAGAAGAUCGACGACCUCAAGGUCAGCGUCGAAAUCUCCAUCUCCUCCACGGAUCUGCGUGUGCGCUCGGCCAAGGACGCGUACCUGGCGUUGGUGUCUCGUGCAAGCAAAGUGUCUGCCCGCGAUGCAGCCAAGGACACGCUCGCACACGUGCGCGCCGCCAUUGAGGCAAUGGGCGGGGAGGCGGAGGCAGACACGGCCGAGCUGCGGGCGACGUUUGCGGCCAUGAAGGACGUGGUGGGCGCAAUGGAGACAGAGCUCGCAGCCUUUGAAGAAGCCAUUCAAACCGCAAACGCAAGCGUGCAGGGUGCGCUGAAACACGUUCGGAACGGCGCAGCCCCUGGUGAUGUGUCCUCCAGCAUGAAUGUGCUCAACACAACAACGCGGGCGGCCAAAGACGCAUUUGAGCGGUUGAACUCGGAGCUGAUGGAGCAUGUGCUUGCUGUGACGGACGUGCUUGGGCGGGACCACAGCGUGACGGAAGACCUUCAAGGCGCACGCACGCUGGUGGAGAAGCUGGAGGAGCAAGACAAGGAGGAGAGGAAGGAAGUGGAUGAUGAUGGCGGUGGUGACGGCGACAACGCGGAGAGUCAGGGCGGUGUUGCCGGUGGUUUUGAUGGUGGGGGUGAGGUGAGCUCAGGUGGAGCUGCUGAUGAAACCCGGGUUGAAAGUGCACAAGAGGGAAUGGAGGAGGAGGAAGACGACCCGUCCAUGCUGGUGGCUGUUGACGAAGACGUGUUCGAUGCGCUGGCAGUGGAAAGCAGCAGCAGCAGCGAUGAUGAUGAUGGUGAUGAUGAUGGUGAUGAGAUGAAGGAGGAGGGAAAAGACACGAAGGAGGAGGAUGUUGAGGGGAAGGAGGAGGUUGAAGAUGGAGGUGAGCGUGUUGUAAGCGACGAGGAUGUGCGUGAUCAUCAACGUGGCGGUGAUGACGCAAGCGUGGCCGUUGGGACGAAUAAGCCCGACACCAGCAUGCACAAUGUCGACGACAAGGAAGCUAAUGGUGAUGGAGAUGGCGUACACGAUCAUGACGAGCAGGCGGAGGAGGACACAACAACACCAACGACAGCAGCUUGUGCUGUGCAGGACGCCAAACAGGAAUCGGGCGAUGUGGUGUCGGCAACAGAUGUCAAUGAGCACCAACAGCCCACCACUUCAUCGGCCACAAUGACACCAGCUGCCAAGUCUGAUCACAGCACCACGUCCAACGCCUCCACUGACACCACCACCAACACCAGUGCCCCCACUGCUGCUCCCACCGCCGACAACAACAACACCGCCACCACCGGCUCCUCCUCUGACGACGACGACGACGACGACGAUGACGUUGUUGACCUGAUGGUUGAUCAGCGGCCGCCAGCUGGUGAGCACUCGCAGCGCGCGGACGAGAUUGCGGCCAAACGCGAGGAGCGCACACGCGCGCAGGAGUUUCAGCGGAAGAAAGAGGAGGAGGAGGAGGAGGCACGGGCGUUUCUGCAGACUCUACUGCAGGAGCCGAUUGACGGCGACCUUGGCGAUGCCCUGAAGAGUGGGCAGAUCCUGUGCAGGGCGAUGAAUGUGCUGUCGCCCAACAGCGUGCCGCGCGUGAGCACGAGCAAGCUGUCGUUCCACCAGAUGGAGAACAUUGGGUAUUUUCUCAGCGCCGUGGAGGGAUACGGUAUACGCUCCUCAGAUUCGUUUCAGACUGUCGAUCUCUUUGAGCGGCAGAACAUUCCACAGGUCGUCCGCACCCUCCUCCACCUCAAGCGCAUCGCCACCCAGCGCGGCCACAUGCCCACCACCAAGACGGCCAACAAGUCCGACACCGUCACCAAGCCCGAUACUGCUGCUGCUGCCGAGAAAAAGGGUGCAGUGAAAGCGCCUGCUGUGAAGCCAAAGCCAAAGUCAACACCAACGUCAACGCCAAAGCCAGCAGUGGGUAAGAAGUCACAAGCAGCACCUCGACCACCACCGCCCGCCGUCUCGCCAUCGCCACCGCCGGCAUCGUCACCAGCAGCGUCGCUGUCUGCGUCUGUGUCCAGCGCAUCGACCGCAGCCACGCCCACCCCGUCCUCGGCGGCAGCGCCAACAACACCGACCAAGCAAGAGGCACCACCUGCUACAGAUGCAGCACCAGAGGCAUUGGAAACCGUUGCAGCCAAGCCGAAGACACAGCAGCAGUCCACGCCGCCGGUGCGAACGUUCAGCAUGGGCGGCAAGUCGCUUCCCGUUCCCGCCAAGUACCGCAAACAGCCCAACGCCUAACCGCAAUGUCGUGUGCUUGUGUGUGUGUGCGUGUGUGUGUGAUGUGAUGUGAUUUGUGUGUGUGUGUGUGAUGUGAUG